Fusarium venenatum is the source of this 549-nucleotide messenger RNA. Lineage: Eukaryota; Fungi; Ascomycota; Sordariomycetes; Hypocreales; Nectriaceae. The record is from RefSeq and is a predicted model, not a curated record.
AUGGCCUUAGACUCGGGAAUGCUGGACUCACAUACUCACCUUAGAGUUAAUACACAGGCUAAAGACCGUGUCAAUUUCAGGAAGAAAGUUACAUACUCACCUGUGAAUGCAGACGACCUUAUUACAAGCACUAUAGGAGAUAGUAUAGUUAUAAUUGAACUCCAGAAGUUACUUAACUCCGAAGGCUGGGCAUGGCCAUUUAACCGCGCAUACACAGACCUGUCGCUUUGCCUCAUCAGCCAGAACUCUGUAGCCUAUCCUAAACCAGUUUAUAAUCCACUGUUCUGGGCGAACGGCUCUAGCAUCCACAGGGACAUUGACGAGGAUAUUCAAUACUUUGGAAACAACUACUUUAACACUCUGGCUUGCCUAGAGCAGAUACAGCUAUGCAAUCCGAGAGCCGGGAAAUAUACAAAUACUACAGACACUUCUACUGCGCUAUGGGAAGCCGGGGACCUGGAACUCAAUAUCCAGCAGCGGAUAAUGCUUCACCAUAUUGCAAUACUCCUGGGCCUUAUCAAUAUUGCGUCACUAGGCCCGGUCUUCUAG